Penicillium griseofulvum is the source of this 1938-nucleotide messenger RNA. RefSeq names its product SUMO ligase MMS21. The record is from RefSeq and is a predicted model, not a curated record. Gene Ontology annotation, biological process: double-strand break repair via homologous recombination; protein sumoylation. Bases 1 to 1938 code for a protein of 645 amino acids. Gene Ontology annotation, molecular function: SUMO ligase activity; zinc ion binding. The transcript is spliced from 2 exons. Lineage: Eukaryota; Fungi; Ascomycota; Eurotiomycetes; Eurotiales; Aspergillaceae. Gene Ontology annotation, cellular component: Smc5-Smc6 complex; nucleus.
AUGUCAGCAACACCAAGCCGACGGCAGUCAUCUCAGCCGCAUCCACAAUCAGCACAAUCACGCCGACGAAACGCAACGCAAGCCUCAGUUUUGGAUGUAACACCUCUACCAGAAUAUCAGACGCCCGAGGCUCCCCUCACAGCAGAAAGCCAGCGCCGAAUCGCCGCUCUACUCGCAUCACACCACCUCCGCACCCUCCGCACCCACCUCCAACAUGCCGCCGAGAAACUCACACACUCAGGCGGUGAAGUAAAUGAACGGCUUAGCGAUGCCCGGGUUCGGUAUGAAAAAGCAAAGGAGGUACGCCGGAGUGAAGGCGACGAGAAUGUCGACGACGACGAGAGCAGUGAAGAGUACCAGCGGCUUGCUGAGGCAGAGGCUCGAGUUGAUGCUAUUACUGCGCGGAUGGAGGAGAAGACACGACUGAUUGUCGACUCAGAAGUAAAGCUCCAGGGGCUUACAGAUGCGAUUGGUCAAAUUGAAAGGGAGGAGGGCGAGAAUGUCGCUACUGCUUUGGGGGUCAGACAAACCCGUCAACAGCGGGCGAGACAGAGAGCCAAUGCGGUCGAUGAAGACGAUGGGACUGAAGAUCCUACCGACGGUGAUUAUGAAGAUGAGCAGGAGAAAGAGAUGCGGGAACGCAAUGCAGCCAACCCGCCCAGUCGCAAGCUGGUGGACAAGUUGACAGAGGGCGUUCAGCAAUGGGAUGAGCUUUCUUUGACAGAGAGAUAUGCCAGCAAUAACUCUUACAUCGGCUUCUACCGAAUGGUGCAUGACGCCAAGUUCCCGGGCGACGAUGUCCCGCCAUUGCCUCACUCAUCUACAUGGUUUGAACACAUGGAAGAUACGACUACACGAUCAGGAGUACAGACACGCACGCGCAACCAGAACCGUGCCGUCUCGCCCGGCUCGGACGAUGACAUUGCCAUUGAGCGCGAGCGCAUCUCCCUCAAAUGUCCAUUGACUCUCACGUCUUACCAGGAUCCUGUGACGAGCACGAAAUGUCCCCACAGCUUCGAGCGCGAGGCUAUUAUGGAUAUGAUCAAUCGCAGCCAGACGACUAUUCCGCCUCCGGCUUCUCGUAGGGGACAGCGCCGCGUCCGCGUGGUCAAAUGUCCUGUUUGUUCUACGCCGUUGACUGCGGAUGAUUUCAGACCAGAUCCUGUUCUACUACGUCGUGUUCGACGUGCACAGGAGCUUCAGAAGCGCGAGGAAGAGGAUGAUCACCUUGAAGGGGAUGGGAGAAAGCAGAAGGACCGAAGUACCGGUAUUACCUUGGGUAGUGAUGGGGAAAGUGAUGAUGAUGCUAUGGAUGUUGAUGCCCAGCCUACCUCACAGCGUGUCAAAAUGGAGCCGCUCAGUCAGCCUGCUCCGGUUCAAUCUGAUGAGUCGGGCGAUGAUGCGGAGAGUCUAGAUGCUGAGAUUGAGGAUGCGGAGAAUGGGGAUGGGGAGAGUGAAGAGGGAGAGGAUGAAGAGGUGGAGACUGAACAACAGAAUGAACCGGUGGAUAUUGAGCAACCCCACAGCGGAGAACCAAAUGAAGUGGAGAUGGAUGACCCCGAUAAUGAAGCGGAGAAUGAAGAUGGUGAGAUUGAACACGCGCAAAUCGAAGAAGCGCAGAAUGAAGAGCAAAAUGAAGAGAUGGAAACUAACAACUCUGACAAUGAAGGGGGGAGCGAGGAAGUCCCCGACGAAACGCAGAAUGAAGAGCAGAAUGACGAGAUUCACAUUGAAGUGGAGAAUGCAGAUGUGGAAAGCGACGUUCAGAAAGUGGCUUCUCAAGAUGUGCAACCCGAUGUACAGGGUGAAGGUCAGGAUAAAGAUGACAGUGACAGCGGAGAGAGCACCAGUACAGACAGUGAAGACAGUGAUAUUGAACCCAAAGUCGAGAGUGGGUCUGAGGAUAGCGUGGAGAGCGUGGAGAGCGAAAGUGAUUGA